Molecule: messenger RNA, 822 nt
Organism: Danaus chrysippus (African queen)
Lineage: Eukaryota; Metazoa; Arthropoda; Insecta; Lepidoptera; Nymphalidae
Source: the annotation of a GenBank genome assembly
AUGUUCAGCAUAAUAUAUUUAGUUUUUGGACUGAAAUUAGUUUUUGGUUUUUAUUUAUCUGAUAUUAUACAACCGGGGAACGUUCCGUUGUGGAGUGAAACGGAGGAGACUGAAUAUGAAGUGGAUGAGAGGAUAGUGGGGGGUCAAGAAACAACUAUAGAGGAAUAUCCACACCAAGUGAACUUUAUAUUCCAACGAGAUAAUGGUACUUACUUUUGCGGAGGUUUCAUCAUCAGUGAAUAUUAUAUUCUGACAGCAGCCCACUGUGCACAAGGUAUUGAUCCUACCACAGUGGUUCUGAGAGCUGGUAGCGCAUAUCGGGGCAAUGGCACUAUUAUACCAAUAGAUGAGAUAGUCGCACACCCAGAAUAUAACGAUUCACCCUUUGAUAAGGAUGUUGCCUAUAUACGAACUUCUAAUCCAAUACAGUUUACAGAUGCCAUGAAGCCCAUUCCUCUCGUAAAUGAAUCUGAACCGUGCAGUAAUAGAGUGAACGUCAGUGGAUGGGGUAGACUAAUGGAAGGACAAAAUCCGUUGCCUCUAAGACUGAGAGCGGUUAAUGUGCCAGUUGUUGACUAUUUUAGGUGUAUGUUGGCGUAUCCCAGAAUAUUGACUCGCAACAUGGUAUGCGUUGGUAAUUUCUUAUUAGGAGGUCAGGGUACUUGUCAGGGGGAUUCAGGGGGAGCUGGGGUUGAUAACGGGAGAGCGUGUGGUAUUGUGUCAUUUGCAAGAGGCUGUGCACGGCCCAUGUCUCCGAAUGUCUUCACAAAUAUAGCGGCUGGACCAGUUAGAAGAUUUAUCACGGACAAUACAGGUGUAUAA